AUGUCGAGCCACGCCCGUCUCGCGGAGACACUUGGCGCGUCAAGGAAGCGGAAGGACCGGGAAAGCCCGCCCGACCUACCCCGUGCCCAUCACGCGAGCAAGGCCGAGCCGGCUAAGGAACCGGCCUCGGCACGCUCGCCGACGGCUAAGGAGGGCAACCUGCUCCUGGCCGGCUACUUGGCGCACGAGUUCCUCACCAAGGGAACCCUCUUAGGGAAGAAGUUGGGACCGGGCCGGGCCGACCCGGGGAAAAGGCCUCUUGAGCCAGGCUCGGCUGAGCCGGCGGGGACCUACGCAGAGGUCUCGUAUUUGCUGAUGCGGGGCGGGGCCCAUAUACCAGGCGUGGUCAACCCCACUCAACUGGCUCGGUGGCUCCAGAUGUGA
Molecule: messenger RNA, 384 nt
Organism: Musa acuminata AAA Group (dessert banana)
Lineage: Eukaryota; Viridiplantae; Streptophyta; Magnoliopsida; Zingiberales; Musaceae
Exons: 1
Coding region: 1-384 (127 amino acids)
Source: RefSeq, a predicted model, not a curated record